Ipomoea nil (Japanese morning glory) is the source of this 720-nucleotide messenger RNA. RefSeq lists its product as uncharacterized. Bases 1 to 720 code for a protein of 239 amino acids. The transcript has a single exon. NCBI's taxonomy places the organism in Eukaryota, Viridiplantae, Streptophyta, Magnoliopsida, Solanales, Convolvulaceae. The record is from RefSeq and is a predicted model, not a curated record.
AUGGCCAUCACCACAGAAACUUCCAUUAUUCAACUCAAUGCUCCAACACAUUUUCCAAUCAAACUCACUGCCUCCAACUUUUCUGUUUGGAGAAGACAAGUUCAGUCCACACUGAUAGGACUUGGUCUUAUUGGAUAUGUUGAUGGAACGGUAAUUGUCCCAAAACAAUUUUCUGAUGAUGCACAUACAGUAACUAAUCCGGCAUACACGACGUGGUAUCGCCAGGAUCAAAUUAUUGUUAGUGCCCUUCUCGGAUGUUGCUCCGACACCAUUCAACCCAUUAUCUCCUCUGCUGCGACUGCUUCUGAUGCAUGGAAGCGCCUCACAACAAGCUAUGACAACGCUUCACGAGGUCGAGUUAUCUCCCUGAAAGCCAAACUGGCAAAAUAUCCUAAAGGAAAUAGGACUAUUGUUGAAUAUCUUAAUGAAAUGCGGGCUAUUGCGGAUGAUCUAGCUUUGGCUGCCAGUCCGGUACCUGAAGAUGAUUUAGUUGUAUAUGCCAUUACGCAAUUAGGCGAGGAAUACAAUCCGUGUUUUUCAGCCAUUCGGAUUCGGGAGAAUCCAAUCUCCUUCACUGAACUGUCUGAUAUUUUGACUGAUCAUGAAAGGAUGUUGAGAGCAGCCGAUGAUCAACGCCAAACCAUGCUUGCGACAGCCAAUAUUGCUCAGAAGGGUGGUCCGAGUAUUACUGGCAAGACUAAUAAUUCUAGUCGCGACUAG